Eimeria acervulina is the source of this 3465-nucleotide messenger RNA. RefSeq lists its product as hypothetical. The coding region runs from base 1 to 3465 and encodes 1154 amino acids. The record is from RefSeq and is a predicted model, not a curated record. The transcript has a single exon. Lineage: Eukaryota; Apicomplexa; Conoidasida; Eucoccidiorida; Eimeriidae.
AUGAAGAGCCCUGGGGGCCCCCCCUCCCCAGGGCCCCCACCAUCAGCUGCUGUUGCUGCUGCUGCUUUGAAUGUGCAGAGGGUAGAAGCGGACAGCAGCGAGAUCGCAGCAGGAGCAGCAGGAGGAGCAGCAGGUGCAGCUGCAGUAGCAGCAGCAGAUGCCGUACCCCGUUUGCUGCAAUGCUUACUACCCCCAGAGCUAAGUAAAUGGCUGGAGGUUGAGAUAAAUGGUUUAGCUGCUUUCUUAAGAUCAAAGGCUUCUCUUCCUUCAUCUUCUUCCUAUGAGGGGGCCCCUGGGGGCCCCCUGGGUAUCGAGUGGCAGCGAAGUUGCUGCAGCAAUUCAGAAGCGCUUUACCCUCUUCAAGAAGCUGUCACUGCGCAGUUCUCCUUACUAGCAGGAGAGGCCUGGGAGGCCCUAGGGGCCCCGUUAGGGGCCCCCCUGGGGGGCCCCUGGGGGGCCCCCCAAGGGGCCCCCUUGGGGGCCCUAGGGGGCCCCUUGAACGACCCUUUUAGGGGCCCCUCUGAUGGCUGCAACUCGCCUCCCUGCGAGCUGCUGCAGACAGAAGGAGAGCAGCAGCUACUGUCUGCAGGAGAAGCAAGCGGCUUGCUGCAGUGUUUGCUGCCGCUAGCAGCAGCAAAAGUGUGCAGAGCAGCAACAGGGCAACAGGAAGACGAGCAGCAGCAGCAACAGCAGCAGCAUGCAGCAGCAGGAACAACCAUCUAUUCAGUGCUCCCGCAGCCAGCGGCAGAUAAGGUGGAGCAGCUGCAGCGGGGUGCCUCUUCAGCAGCAGCAGCAGCAGCAGCAGCAGCAGCAAAGGGAAACAAACCCGACAGCAAGACCCAGCCAGCAGCAACUAAAGAAGAAAGCUGUCUCCUCGCCUGCAGCGGGCCUCUACAGACGGUAGAUGCCCCCUCACUAGGCACACCAGCAGCAGCAGCAGCAGCAGAGGAGCAUGUGAAGCAGCAAGGGACCGAAGACCGAAGGAGACAGCUGCUGCAGCAAAUACUAAGCAGCCGGGAGCAGCUCCUGCUGCUCGCGAGGCAGGCUGAGUCGGAGGCCCCAGCAGCAGCAGCAGCAGAAGCAGCAGCAACAGGGCGUGCCGAUGUCCCUCAGGAGCACAUGCAGCAACAACAGCAGCAGCAGCAGCAGCAGCAGCAGCAGCAGCAGCAAUUGAGAGAGCGGAUGAGGGCUGAACUGCGGCGCGGCGCUGUUGCUGCUUUUAAUUUGUGCUGCUUAGAUUAUGUGAAGAGAGAAGAUACUCCGAAGGGAGACAAAGCAGCAGCAGCAACAGCAGCUGCAGCAACAGACGCUGCUGCACUGCCUUCUCAGCCAGGCGAGGGCACCGGGGGAGCGCGUUCGCUGCUGCAGCAGCAGCAGCAGCAGCAGCAGCAGGGGUUAGCAGCAGCAGCAGCAGCAGGAGUGGAUACGCUGCUGCCGCUUGCGGUGCUGCCUGAUGAUGUUGUAGAGCCCCUUAACUGCCCCCUCUUUGCUGCAGCAGCAGAUUCAGAGUGCUGCCCCCUCCCGCCUCCCUCUUCGCCUUUGUCUACAGAGUCAAGCGGGCCUGAAGAGCAGCAGGAGCAGGAGCAGCAGCAGCAGCAGCAGCAGGAGCAGCAGCAGCAGAAGGGGCCUGCGUUGGGAGGGAACCCCUGGAUGCUGCAGCAGCUCGCCUUUGAUGGCAGGCGCAGCGCCUUCGUUGUCUCGCUCUCGCAACCCAGCAGCAGCAGCAACAGCAGCAGCAGCAGCAGCAGCAGCAGCAGCAGAACUGUGGUGCGUCGGCGGAAGGUAUUUUCGUGUUUGUGCCGCAGCCGCCAGAAGACAGCAGCAGUUGCAGCAAAAUAUGCGCAGCUCCGGCAGCAGGCUGAGCUGCUGCCCGAGGAGACAGCUGCUGCUGAAGUCCUUUCGGAAGAGGGGUUAACAGACGAGGAGACACCUGCUGCAGCAGCUGCAGCAGCAGCAGCAGCAGGUGGUGCUGAUCCUGCAGCAGCAUCUGGGGAUAAAGCUGCAGCAGCAACGCCCUACAGCAGCAGCAGCAGCAGCAGGAACAGCAAUUGGAGCAGAGGCACUGGUGAGUUGCUGCAGGAGGUGCGCGCUCGGCUGCAGCUGCUGCAGCUUCGGCAGCAACGGGAAGCGCUGCAGCAGCAGCGAGACCUCUUCUAUCUUGCUGCUUCUGAAGGCUGCUGGCUGCGUAGAGAUACUGCUCUGCUGGGGGCCCCCUACCCUUUAAACGCACUGCCGUGGCAGCAUCACUUGGGGCCCCCCCCUGCAGGCGUUCAUCAGGGUGGGGGCCAGGGGCCCCCCGAACCAGCAGCAGCAGCAGCAGUUGCUGCUGCUGCUGCUGGUGCUGCUGCAGCGGGGAAGCCAGGGGGGCCCCCUAAGUGCAACGGCAGCAGCAGAUAUGGGUUCAUUACACCUGGGGAGUGCUGCAAGGGGGGCCCUGCAGACACAGGAGAAGAGGGCCCGCAUGCAGCAGGAGUUAAAGGAUGCACAGCAGCAGCAUCAGCACCAGCAGCAGCACCAGCAGCACCAGCAGCACCAGCAGCAGCAGCAGCGGCAGCAGACGCAUUGAGGGCCCCUUCAAGCUGCUUUCAAGCAGCAGCAGGGCCCCCCACUACCCACGCUCCACCCUUUUUAGGGGAUCCCCCUAACUCUAAGCCCUGGCCGAGGGCCCCCGUCUCAAGGGCCCCCUAUACCUGCUACCCUGUAGAGGAGGCCCCCUGCUUAGGGGGCCCCCUAUGUGGGGGCCCCCUACCCCUUCUGAGGGGCCCCCACAUAGGGGGCCCCGCGGAAGGGGUAGGGGCCCCCCAUGAGGGUACAGAUGGAGAGACAAGACAAAGAGAAAGGCGAAAUGCAGCAGCAGUAAAACCAUCAGAUGCUGCUGCUGCUCCUGCUGCUGAGGGGCUCCCUGGGAGUCCUCCUGCCUGGGCUGCUGAAACUGCUGGAGAUAAUGCAGCAGCAGCAGCAGACCCAGCAGCAGCAGCAGCAGAUUCAGCAGCAGCAGCAGCAGCAGAUGCAGCGCGGGAAGCAGCAACAACUGGAACGGAAGGCAAACAAGGCGGCGCUACCGACGGGGCCACUGGGCCCUGCAGCAGCAGCAACAGCAGCGGCUGCUGCAGCAGCAGCAGCGGCAACAGCAGCGACUGCAGCAGCAGCAGCAGCAGCGGCUGCAGCAGCGGCUGCAGCAGCAGCCUCCGAGAAGGCGAGUGUGCUGCUCGUGGGGGCGAAGCCUCAGGGAGCAGCUGCUGGGGUAUUCGCGUUGUGGAGAGACAGAAAGGAGACAUCUGGCAGCUGCGGAUGGUGCGUUGCAGCAGCAGCAGCUGCUUCUGCAGCAGCUGCAGUAGCAGCAGCUGCAGCAGCAACAGCAACAGCAGCAGCGUCUCUGUGUCCCUCGGGUUGCUGCCCCUCUAUUUACGCGUUUCACCUCUCCUUGCCUGCCUUUGCUUCUCUGUCUCUCUCUAUCGUCUUUAG